This is a messenger RNA of Oncorhynchus keta (chum salmon), 3038 nucleotides long. It is a transcript of the gene narf, whose product is annotated as nuclear prelamin A recognition factor. Gene Ontology annotation, cellular component: lamin filament. NCBI's taxonomy places the organism in Eukaryota, Metazoa, Chordata, Actinopteri, Salmoniformes, Salmonidae. The coding region runs from base 311 to 1981 and encodes 556 amino acids. The transcript has 12 exons. The record is from RefSeq and is a predicted model, not a curated record. Gene Ontology annotation, molecular function: lamin binding.
UUAUAGUUCAAUGUUCACGAAUUCUAAUGUUAAGCCGUCUGGAAAAUCGGUCUGGAACCCCCGACUCAUUUCUACAUCAGACGGUCUUGUGACAGAAACCGUCGCGGAGUCGCAUAUUGUCCAUUAUAGCCUUUCAGUGGUAUCGUAAUCGCUUCAGAUAUUGCUGAGUAAACAUCGCUACAUAUUACCCUGGCUCAAACUCCCCAUUUCUCCUUUACGAAACAGCUUGAAAGGUGUCUGAAGUCAUUUGUAUAAAGUCAGACUAGUAGAAAACGUCCAACGGUCCAACCCACAGCCAUUUCACAGAAAAAUGUCUGAAGAGAACGUCAGAAGACGCAAGGAGAAGUGUGAGAAUUGCACUAAACAGUGCAACAAGAAGCCGAGUGAUGAAGACCGUAGUUCCCUUCCGGAGGAAGAUGUAGCCAACGGAGAGUUCCCUGCCUCCUCCCAUCUCCUCAAGCAGCAGGUGUUGCUGAGUGCCUGUCUGUCCUGUGAGGGCUGUGUGUCCGAGGAGGAGAGCCUAAAGAUCUCCCAACAGAACCUGGAGGAGGUUGCCCGCGUCCUGGGUCUCAACAAGAAGUGUGAUGUGUCCAAACACCAGGUCCUGGUGGUGUCAGUGUGUCCCCAGUCUCUGCCUUUCUUCGCUGUCAAGUACGGUCUGGACAUUCCUGAGGCCACACGCAAGCUCUGUGGCUUCCUCAAGAGCCUGGGAGUGCAGUAUGUCUUUGAUACCACUCUAGCAGCAGGCUUCAGUAUUCUGGAGAGCCAGAGAGACUUUGUCCAGAGGUACAGCAGGAGGCACCAUGAUAGCCAGGCCCUACCCAUGUUCACCUCCUCCUGUCCAGGGUGGAUCCGGUACGCUGAGCGUGUUCUGGGCAGUCUGGUCACUCCUCACAUCUGUACGGCCAGGUCUCCUCAACAGAUCAUGGGCUGUCUGGUCAAAGACUAUUUCACCAAACAACAGAAGCUGAGCCCAGACAAGCUUUACCAUAUUAUGGUGGCUCCAUGCUUUGAUAAGAAACUGGAGGCAGUGCGAGAGGAGUUCUACAACAGUCUCCUGGAGAGCAGAGACGUGGACUGUGUCCUCACAUCCGGGGAGGUGUUCCACAUGAUGGAGCAGAUGAAGGUGUCACUAGCAGACCUAGACUCCGUCCCUCUAGACCACGUCCUGGGUGAGGCGGGGGAUCCAGCCUUGGUGAGACACCAGGGCAGAGGAUCGGAGGGCUUCCUGGAACACAUCUUCAAAUAUGCUGCUUCUGAACUGUUUAGUCUGGAUGUAGAGGAGAUCACAUACAAGACUCUCAGGAACCGUGACUUUCAGGAGGUGUGUCUGGAGCGGGAUGGAGAGGUGCUGCUGCAGUUUGCAUCCGUCUACGGCUUCAGGAACAUCCAGACCCUGGUCCAUCGCAUGAGGAAAGGACACGUCCCCUACCAAUUGGUGGAAGUGCUCUCCUGCCCCGGAGGUUGUGUGAGUGGUCGUGGGCAGGCGCAGGGAGAGACAGGAGGCCGGGUGGACAAAGCCUUGGUUCAGCAGAUGGAGGAGGCCUACAGCAGUCUACCAGUCAGGCUGCCUGACACCAACCCUGGCCUACACUUUCUCUACCAGGACUGGCUGGAGGGACAGGACUCAACGCACGCCAACACACUCCUACACACACAGUACACACAGCAGAGCCCCAGCCAGACACUGAUACACACAAAGCCCCCGCACAUACAGUGGUACCAUUGUAUAGGUGGGGAUGGCCAGAGGACCAGGAUGUUGCUUUUGUGGUCUUUUGCACCCUGCCUAAAGGAUCAUCUAUGGAAAAGACUGGACCAGUAUAUCCCAGAAAGACUUCGUUCUGGACUACAAUAUGCCACAAGGUGGUGCUGUUGUUCCAUCUGUUUCAUUGCUGUGGAGGCUGGUCCACUGUGCUCUCACACCAUGGAGGGGGAAACAAAGAUAUGGGAAAAGGACGCUAGUGCCAAAUAUGUGGGCUAGAUUCCAGCGCGAAUCAAUUAUGUGACGGACCACAACAUUUAAUCCAGAGGGACACAUUUGCAGGAUGGACAACAUUUCAUCUGCCAGCCAAAGGAGCAGUAACCCUGGGAGGAAUAAUAUUCGAUCCAAGGGGAUGAAGCUGAAAAACUCACACAAAUGUGUCCUGUUAACAUGUACUGAAUGUUAAGCCUGUAAGAAUAUCUAGAUGCCUUAGUACUAUUGCAUUUCAGAGGAGUAAAAAUACCCAAAAUGUUCAACAUAAAACCAGGUGUACUUGUUUCAACUGUGAAAUGUACAUGGUGUUUUGUCUCCUGUGAUUCCAAAAUGAUCAAUCAAUUGAUUGAAAAUGCUAGAUCUUCUCACUAAUAAUGCUGAUAGUGCUGUUGUGACUGCCAUUUGCAUUGCGUGUGUUCAUCCAUGUAACAAUCACUGCAAUCAAUUUGGUAAAUGGCUGUGGGAUGGAGAAAUAUAACCACUCUCAAAUUCAUAGACAAGCUAUUGAGACUUUUUCAUUUAUUUUUUAUUUUGUUUACCCUUUAUUAAUACAGGUUUUUUUCUCAUUGUAUUCCUCUUUUUCAAGAGGGACCUGAAGAGAGACUGACCAUUUAUGAUUUAAAAAUUAUAGUUUUAACCAUAACAAAUCAAAUGUUAUUAGCCAAAUGCUUCGUAAACAACAGGUGUAGACAAACAGUGAAAUGCUUACUUACGUGUCCAUUUCCAACAAUGCAGAGUUAAAGAUAUAAAACAGAAUUAGUGACACGAGGAAUGAAUACACAGUGAAUAACAUGUUUUUUCUUCUUCAUAUUCACAUUGUUUACAAACAAAUGAAUAAAACAAGCUCAUAUUUAGGGUUCUGAUGGGGUACAACCGUUGAUCUAAGCAUGAGGCAUUUCUAAGUUCUAUUUUUCAAUAGUUAUUGGGUACACAUCAAUCCAUUUACAUGUCCAAAAGUGAAUGUACCAAUCACAGAUUGGCCCUUUUAAGGUUAUUGUUUUAUUUGACCAUAUAGUGUCUGUGUCAUAUUGAUUGAUGAGCAUUAAAACAAUUCUGACCUGGA